CGGAUCAGGCUCCGAGUUGACGCACAACAUACAUUCGCAGUUGUAUGAACUUGGUGUUCUGAGUAAUACAUGGAGUUCUACUUCGAAGUGCAUGCUAGUUCUUUUUUUAUUGGAGCUGUUCCUGAGGCGGGUAAACCAGCACGGCGCUGGAUGCUGAGCACCCGGCUGCUGUAAAGGUUUGAUAACGGGUUCGUCGUGCGAUUCCGUUGAGGACUCGAAGGACGUGGCAGCGAAGCUGUAGGAAGCUCGCAAGGAUGCCGGCCUAUCGCAUCGUGUUGACUGUCCGUAUUACGAGCACGCGUGCCAAGCGCUGCUUGAGUCCCAUCAACUGGAAUUGAUCCAGAUCGUGUGUGCCGCGGCAUUUGGUGGAUUUGCCGCUAUCCAGCGAGUGAAGUUCUCGCUUGGGCGUCAACACGCUGUUGUAUUCCACCGAGAGAAAAAAUCGCUGCUCAGCGCUUACGGCCGUGGCUGGCUAUGUGCAUAAUCGCUGGAGCUGCAGGCCACCGGUUGUCCAAUUGGUACGCGCCAGCAGUUAAUAAAUCGGCAGUUAGAGCCGAGCCGUGCCGCGCCUCAACUCGACCAGACCAUUUCAGAACUCGCCGUACAGUGCGAUGACCUCCCCGACCACAAUGACAGCCCCACCAGCAGCUCCACCAAAGUACAACUCGUUUGCGUCGCGCAAGCGGUCCUCGCCGGCCGUCAAGCCGCUGCCCGAGGACGUGGCGUGGCUAAAGGACAUCAAGCUCGAGAUGACGACAACCAACUCAAUCCGCGCCGCUGUGAAGUACAACCUGCGUGUGGACUACCACCCAGCGGGCUUCACCGCCACGCACUGGGACGCCAAGCGUACGUUCGACCAGUACAAGGCGUUCCAGAAGCGUCUGGUAAACCAGCUCCAGCCCAAGCACAGCUGCAAGGCAGAGUGCCGCUGGCUCUACAACACUGUCAAGAAGCACUUCCCAAAGCCGACGCUGCUAGGCUCACACUGUCCGCCGAUCGUCGACCAGCGGCGCAAGGCGUUGCUACAGCUACUGAUGACGGUACAAGCUUCCGUGGUGAACCACGGCAACCGCAACUGCAAGGUUAUGAUGGAAGCUGUGAGCCAAGAGCUCGCUAUGUUCCUCGUAGGAGACGAAAACCGGAGCGCCGACGGCGUGACGCCACCGGUGACACCAACCACAGCCUCGGAGCUGGAGACACCCGCCAACUCACUACCGUCUUUCAUCUCAUCGGAUGAAGGCGAGGACGAGGACGAAGACACAGUUAACUACGACGACGACUUGUUCACAGGCUGGAGCUUGCCGAUGGAGCACCUCACUCUCGACCGCACCAUGAGCUCUCCCGUAUAAGCCUCGUAUCUAGUAUUUACCUAAAAACUAUCAAACACGUAACUUAUGUAGCCGUCACGACAAGAAUAUUCACUGUUUCUGGAU
This is a messenger RNA of Phytophthora nicotianae INRA-310, 1433 nucleotides long. RefSeq lists its product as hypothetical. Bases 612 to 1349 code for a protein of 245 amino acids. Lineage: Eukaryota; Oomycota; Peronosporomycetes; Peronosporales; Peronosporaceae. Gene Ontology annotation, molecular function: phosphatidylinositol binding. The transcript has a single exon. The record is from RefSeq and is a predicted model, not a curated record.